UCCAGGGACAUGACGGAGGUGGUGCACAUCAAGGACAGGAAGGAGGUGAUCCACGAGUUGAAGUUCUCCCCCGACGGGUCCCUGCUGGCGGUUGGCUCCAACGACGGGCUGGUGGACAUCUACGCUGUGGGGCAGCGCUACAAGAAGGUGGGCGAGUGCAGCCGCUCGGCGUCCUUCAUCACGCAUCUGGACUGGUCCGUGGACGGGCGCUUCCUGCAGACCAACGACGGCUCCGGGGAGCGCCUCUUCUACAGGAUGCCAGCGGGGAAAUUGGUCCCUAAAGAGGAGGCGAAGACGAUCCACUGGAUGACGUGGACCAGUGUCCUCGGCCCAGAGGUGAACGGGAUCUGGCCCAAAUACUCCAACGUCACCAACGUUAACUCUGUGGACGCCAACUACAGCAGCGCGACGCUGGUGACCGGGGACGACCUGGGCCUCGUCAAACUCUUCCGCUUUCCCUGCCUCAAGAAAGGAGCCAAGUUUAAGAAGUACAUUGGCCACUCUGCCCAUGUGACCACGGUGCGCUGGUCCAGCGACCUGCAGUGGGUGGUCAGCACCGGGGGGGCGGACCACGCCGUCUUCCAGUGGCGCUUCCUUCCCGAGGGCGUGAUGAACGGGGUGCUGGAGCCCCUCCUCCAAGAGGGUUACGCCGACUCCAACAGCGGAGAGUCGGACUCAGACCUAUCGGACGUCCCGGAGCUUGACUCGGACAUCGAACAGGAAGCUCAGACCAGCUACGAACGGCAGGUGUAUAAGGAGGACCUUCCUCAGCUCAGGAAGAAGCUGAUUGGUUCCCUGAAGCGCCAGAAAGCUCCGGAGGAGGGGCUUUGCCUGCAGUUUGUUCACGGGUACCGAGGCUUCGACUGCCGUAACAACCUGUUCUACAGCCAGAGCGGCGAGGUGGUGUACCACGUGGCGGCCGUGGCCGUGGUGUACGGCCGGCAGCAGCACGCGCAACGCUUCUACCUCGGCCACGACGACGACAUCCUCAGCCUCGCCAUGCACCCGCUCAAGGACUACGUGGCCUCGGCUCAGGUUGGCAGAGACCCGGCCGUCCAUGUCUGGGACGUCCAGACUUUGAAGUGUCUGUCGCUGCUGAAGGGACACCAUAGCAAGGGGGUGUGUGCUCUGGAGUUCACAGCCGAGGAGACCGGCAUCCUCAGGGCUGGAGGUGGGGCUGUUCUCAGCCGAGGAGACCGGCAUCCUCAGGGCUGGAGGUGGGGCUGUUCUCAGCCGAGGAGACCGGCGUCCUCAGGGCUGGAG
This is a messenger RNA of Etheostoma cragini (Arkansas darter), 1263 nucleotides long. Its product is annotated as echinoderm microtubule-associated protein-like 6. NCBI's taxonomy places the organism in Eukaryota, Metazoa, Chordata, Actinopteri, Perciformes, Percidae. The transcript is spliced from 8 exons. The record is from RefSeq and is a predicted model, not a curated record. Gene Ontology annotation, molecular function: microtubule binding. The annotation marks the transcript as partial.